GGGAGGGGCGGCGGGGCGGGGGCCUCCGGAAAAACGCCCCAACUUCCUGCCCCGCCAGAGCCAGGAAGCGGGAGCCGGGACGCAGGGCCCGGGAUCGCCGAGCCCGACCUCGGGCGCCCCGCCGGUCACCUCCCCGCGCGGACUCCAGCCCUGUGGAGCCCAUGGAGGCAGAGGACAUCCCCCGCGGGCUGGCCCCAGGACCACCGCGGCCUGGCCUGGUGCCAGUCAGCAUCAUCGGGGCUGAGGACGAGGAUUUUGAGAACGAGCUGGAGACGAACACAGAGGAGCAAAACAGCCAGUUCCAGAGCCUGGAGCAGGUGAAGCGGCGGCCUGCCCACCUCAUGGCGCUCUUGCAGCACGUCGCCCUGCAGUUUGAACCUGGACCCCUGCUCUGCUGCCUGCACGCGGACAUGCUGGCUUCUCUGGGCCCCAAGGAGGCCAAGAAGGCCUUCCUCGACUUCUACCAUAGCUUCCUGGACAAGACCGCGGUCUUGCGGGUGCCGGUCCCUCCCACUGUCGCCUUUGAACUUGACCGCACGCGGCCCGACCUCCUCCCUGAGGACGUCCAGCGGCAGUUUGUGCAGGAGGUAGUGCAGAGCCAGCAGGCAGCCGUCAGCCGGCUGCUGGAGGACUUCCGCUCCAAGCGGCUCAUGGGCAUGACGCCCUGGGAGCACGACCUGACCCAGCUGGAGGCCUGGGUUGGGCGGGACCGUGCCAGCUUCGAGGCCCGGGAGCGGCACCUGGCCGAGCGGCUGCUGACCCAUCUGGAGGAGAUGCAACCCACCAUCUCUACCGAUGAGGAAAAGAGUGCCGCUGUGGUCAACGCCAUCAGCCUGUACAUGCGCCACCUUGGGGUGCGGACCAAGAGUGGAGACAAGAAGUCGGGGAGGAAUUUCUUCCGAAAGAAGAUGAUGGGGAAUCGGCGGUCAGAUGAGCCAACCAAGACCAAGAAAGGCCUGAGCAUCUUCCUGGACGCCGCCCGCUGGAACCGGGGAGAGCCUCAGGCCGCCGAUUUCCGACACCUCAAAGUCGAGGCUGAUGCUGAGAAGCCAGGCCUUACGGAAAGGAGGGGAGGCCUGGGGGUGCCCUCCCGGGACCGGAAUGUUGGGGCUCCUGGGCAGGAUGUCCCUGGAGUUUCUCUGCACCCUCUGUCUGGAGACAGCCCCGACAAGGAACCAGGUGUUGAUGCCCCACCAGAGCUGGGGGAUGCGCCCCCGCAGGGCCCGGCCAGCCUGGAGCCCCUGGCGCCCCCGGAGAGCACUGAGGAGGGCGCUGACACAGAGAGCCCUGAGCCCGGAGAUGAAGGGGACCCGGGACGGUCAGGACUAGAGCUGGAACCAGAAGAGCCCCCUGGCUGGCGGGAGCUCAUCCCCCUUGGCACCCUGCACAGCCUGCCCAAGAGCCAGGUGAAGCGGCAGGAGGUCAUCAGCGAGCUGCUGGUGACAGAGGCCGCCCACGUGCGCAUGCUCCGGGUGCUGCAUGACCUCUUCUACCAGCCCAUGGCGGAAGGGGGCUUCUUCUCUCAGGAGGAGCUACAGAACAUCUUCCCCAGCCUGGACGAGCUCAUCGAGGUGCAUUCCCUGUUCCUCGAUCGGCUGAUGAAGCGGAGGCAGGACAGUGGCCACCUCAUUGAGGAGAUCGGAGAUGUGCUGCUGGCCCGGUUUGAUGGUACCGAAGGCGGCUGGUUCCAGAAAAUCUCCUCCCGCUUCUGCAGCCGCCAGUCGUUUGCCUUAGAGCAGCUCAAAGCCAAGCAGCGCAAGGAGCCUCGGUUCUGUGCCUUUGUGCAGGAGGCCGAGAGCCGCCCGAGGUGCCGUCGCCUGCAGCUGAAGGAUAUGAUCCCCACGGAGAUGCAGCGUCUGACCAAGUAUCCCCUGCUCCUGCAGAGCAUUGGGCAGAACACAGAAGAGCCGGCGGAACGGGAGAAAGUGGAACGGGCAGCUGAGUGCUGCCGGGAAAUUCUGCACCAUGUUAACCAAGCUGUGCGCGACAUGGAGGACCUGCUGCGGCUCAAGGAUUAUCAGAAACGCCUGGACUUGUCCCACCUGCGGCAGAGCAGUGACCCCAUGCUGAGCGAGUUCAAGAACCUGGACAUCACCAAGAAGAAGCUGGUGCACGAGGGCCCGCUGACGUGGCGGGUGACGAGGGACAAGGCUAUAGAGGUCCACGUGCUGCUGCUGGACGACCUGCUGCUGCUACUCCAGCGCCAGGACGAACGGCUGCUGCUCAAGUCCCACAGCCGGACGCUGACGCCCACGCCUGACGGCAAGACCAUGCUGCGGCCCGUGCUGCGGCUCACGUCCGCCAUCACCCGCGAGGUGGCCACCGAUCACAAAGCCUUCUAUGUCCUUUUCACGUGGGACCAGGAGGCCCAGAUAUACGAACUGGUGGCCCAGACCGUGUCAGAACGGAAGAACUGGUGUUCCCUCAUCACCGAGACUGCUGGAUCCUUGAAGGUCCCCGCUCCCGCCUCUCGCCCCAAAUCCCGGCCCAGCCCAAGCAGCACCCGAGAACCCCUGCUCAGCAGCUCGGAGAACGGCAACGGUGCUGGCCGAGAGAUGCCCCCAGUGGACAGCCGGACCGAGAGAAUCCUGAGCACCCUCCUGCCCUACUGCAGGCCCGGCCCCGAGGGCCAGCUCGCGGCCAAGGCCCUUGAGAAAGUGCUGUCCCUGAAGCAGCUCCUGUUUCCCUCGGAGGAAGACAGCGGGGCGGGACCUCCCCGUGAUGGGGAUGGGGUCCCAGGGGGCGGCUCCCAGAGCCCGACCCAGACCCAGGAGAUUCGGGAGAAGCUGCUCAGCCUGGAGGAGACCCUGAAGCAGCUGGAGGAGGUGGAGGAAGAAUUUUGUCGCCUGCGACUCCUCCUGUCUCAGCUUGGGGAGAACACCGCCCCCCAGCCUGGCUGUACCUGAGGCCCCCUGCCCCAGGCAGGCCUUUCGCAAGACUGAGGGCCACCCGCCGCCACCGCACAGCUGCCGCAGCAUCUCCAACCCCAAGGGCCUGAGGAGAGGGAGCUGGGCUGCUGGGGGGGGGGGCCUAUGCCUGGGGGGGCCCAGCUGGGAUCACCGCCUCCCCCCCGCCAACCUCCCGUCGGCCUUCUCUCCCUCCUGCUUGGGGGACUCAGGGCUUCAUUCCAGGGGGGGAACCACAGUGACCCCCCCCCCCAUUACCCAGGCCAUCUCUGUAGUGCCUGGGGGGGGCACCCCUCCAUUCCCCACCCCCAAGUGCCUUUGCUAUGUUUUUAUACCCUGAAUUGGAGGUUUAUUUUUUAAUAUAUAUUAUCUAAGGAG
Molecule: messenger RNA, 3284 nt
Organism: Odobenus rosmarus divergens (Pacific walrus)
Lineage: Eukaryota; Metazoa; Chordata; Mammalia; Carnivora; Odobenidae
Gene: ARHGEF1
Product: Rho guanine nucleotide exchange factor (GEF) 1
Exons: 29
Coding region: 162-2906 (914 amino acids)
Biological process (GO): G protein-coupled receptor signaling pathway
Cellular component (GO): cytoplasm
Molecular function (GO): G protein-coupled receptor binding; GTPase activator activity; guanyl-nucleotide exchange factor activity
Source: RefSeq, a predicted model, not a curated record